Molecule: messenger RNA, 2455 nt
Organism: Lingula anatina
Lineage: Eukaryota; Metazoa; Brachiopoda; Lingulata; Lingulida; Lingulidae
Product: natural resistance-associated macrophage protein 2
Biological process (GO): manganese ion transport; iron ion transmembrane transport
Cellular component (GO): endosome membrane; plasma membrane
Molecular function (GO): manganese ion transmembrane transporter activity; iron ion transmembrane transporter activity; cadmium ion transmembrane transporter activity
Source: RefSeq, a predicted model, not a curated record
UAUACCCUACGGUGAAACACAGGUCAUGCUUGCUUUACGUAACACACAAAAGCAUCAUGUCCCGUUUAAAGUUCAUUGGAGAUAACCGCCCCUUAAGUGUGUAUACAGUUUUAGGACAGCGGCGGCCAUGCGUAUAUAGGAUCGAAGUGCAAGGGAAUUUGUAGUAGUACACAUGGUAUUUACCACAGCAUGGCCUUGACUUGAACCAGAGGAGUGAUAUCAAAUAUACAGUUGUUAUGCAGCUGGCAUACAAUCCAACAGAAUAGACUAAACAAAGUGGAACACAUGACAAUGGAUGAAAAAUUAGGGAUUGUGGAAGAAAUAAAAAAAUCAGGAGAUGUUCCGAUGUACGACAGUGUCGAGAGGCGGACUUCAGACAGAGCUGAGUUGGAAGGAGAAAUUCAAGAUGGCCACCUCAGUGCACCGAGCAGCAAGGGUUCAGCCUCCUCGUCCUCUGUGGCAUCGACCUACUUUGAGAACAAAAUACCGAUUCCAAAAACUGACUCUUACAAGUUCAGCUUCAGGAAGCUGUGGGCGUUCACAGGUCCUGGGUGGUUGAUGAGUAUUGCUUACUUAGACCCUGGUAAUAUUGAGUCUGACCUGCAGUCAGGGGCCAAGGCACAGUUUAAGUUAUUAUGGGUGCUCCUAGGGGCCACAAUCCUGGGCCUGCUGCUACAGAGGCUGGCGGCCAGACUGGGGGUGGUGUCGGGAAUGCACCUGGCAGAAGUAUGUAACAGGCAGUACCCUAAGAUCCCCAGGGUGAUCCUGUGGGUCAUGGUGGAGAUUGCCAUUAUAGGAUCUGACAUGCAGGAAGUAAUAGGGACGGCAAUUGCAAUAUAUCUACUUUCUAAUGGAGUUAUAAAAUUAUGGGCAGGAGUGUUAAUAACCAUAGUGGACACCUUUACUUUCCUCCUUCUGGACAAGUAUGGCCUGCGGAAACUGGAAGUGUUCUUUGGUUUCCUUAUUCUAAUCAUGGCAGUUAGUUUUGGAUAUGAGUACAUUGUGGUUGCGCCAGACCAGGUCCAGGUAUUGAAGGGGAUGUUCUACCCUAACUGUGAGGGCUGUGGUACUAAGCAGAUACUACAGGGAGUGGGCAUAGUGGGAGCCAUUAUAAUGCCACAUAAUAUAUACCUACACUCGGCUCUGGUCAAGUCUAGAGAUAUAGAUCGGUCAAAGAGAGAAAAUGUCCGAGAGGCCAACAUGUACUAUUUCAUAGAAGCAGGGGUGGCUCUCUUCGUUUCUUUCCUCAUCAAUGUGUUUGUGACAUCAGUGUUUGCUGAGGGUUUUUAUGGAAAGACUGCUCAAGACAUUUAUCAAGGUUGCAUUGCUCAUGACAACCCCCACUCCCACGUGUUUAAUACUAGUAGUAAUACAAGUUAUCCAGAGGUUGACAUAUACAGAGGAGGUGUGUUUCUUGGCUGUACAUUCGGACCAGCUGCCAUGUAUAUUUGGGCUGUGGGAAUUUUGGCUGCAGGACAGUCUUCUACAAUGACGGGGACAUAUGCCGGGCAGUUUGCAAUGGAGGGUUUUCUAAAUCUGAAAUGGAAACGCUGGCAGCGGGUUCUGCUGACGCGGUCCAUAGCCAUUCUUCCCACAGUGCUCCUGGCGGCGUUCGAGGGUAUUGAGCAAUUGACAGGGAUGAACGACUUCCUCAAUGUUUUGAUGAGUCUGCAGCUCCCUUUUGCUCUCAUUCCGAUCCUCACAUUUACUAGCUCGGAUGCGGUGAUGGGUGAAUUUAAAAAUGGAAGGCCAAUGCAAGUGUUCACAGCUCUAUUAGCCCUCCUGGUAAUCUGUAUCAACCUGUUUUUUGUGUCUUCCUAUAUAUCUGAACUUCCCAACCACUGGGCCAUAUAUCUGGCUAUUGCACUGGGGAUAUUCAUAUACAUGGGGUUUGUAGGAUAUUUGGUAUGGUUUUGUCUGGUGAUAUUAGGAUUGAAACAGCUGCUAAAUGUACAGUGCUGUCCUAAAUUCCUCCAACCAACAAGCUACGAGUUGGACUCAGAACGGGCAACAACAAGAUUGAACUUUGAUCUUAAUGCCGAAGAUGAGGAGUGACAGAGUCAGAAAUAAUGGUUAUUUUUGUUAAUCCUAGAUAUUGUUACUUAAAAAUGCAUCACACAGUAUGCAUAUCAGGACUGUCCUUUGGAUUGUCAUAUUGUUGGGAGAUGUUCAAUUAUAUGAAGUUGGAAUUGUCUCUAAGUGGUACACUGUCUCUGAAUGUGAUACUUUUAAAUUAAUCAAAAUUGUUGUUACAGUAAUACUUAUAAGAAAUUUUUCCACUGAGAUUCGGUAUAAUUGAAAUCUAUACCAGUCCAUUGAAAUGAAAGUGAUUUAAAAUCCUCAUUCACACAAACUGUUGGAGUUGAAAAAAUACAGUCAACCAUUUACGUAUUUCAUUGAACUGUACCUGAGGAUUUGAAUAAUUACAACAAUUUUAUCAUUAACCAAGAGAAGA